Molecule: messenger RNA, 14881 nt
Organism: Drosophila willistoni
Lineage: Eukaryota; Metazoa; Arthropoda; Insecta; Diptera; Drosophilidae
Gene: Sdb
Exons: 5
Coding region: 394-14766 (4790 amino acids)
Biological process (GO): microtubule anchoring
Cellular component (GO): cytoskeleton; axonemal microtubule; ciliary basal body
Molecular function (GO): microtubule binding
Source: RefSeq, a predicted model, not a curated record
UGUGUGUGUGCGUGCUAAGCUUUUUUUUUCCCCCCAACACUCAUACACGCUCGAGUGUCGCCGUCGUCGCCGGUGCCUGUGUGCCUAUUCAUUCAUACAUAUAUAUGUACCUAUAUAUAUACACAUAAUAAUAAUUUAAAAAUAAGUAUUUCGACAUUCCGCGGUGGAAAUUAUUACGCCUAAUAAUCCUAAUCGCCAGUAAAAGAAACCUUCCAACAUCAACAACUUCAACAUUUUAAGUGCUAAGCCAUAAUUGUGAUUAAUAACAGUGAACGAAACGACAAAUAAUUGAAAAUUUGUUCAAUCAAGCCAUUAAAAUAGCAAAAGUUAUCUCAGGUGCAGAGAGUCAGUGUCAGUGAUUACCUCAUCUGUGUCAAAAGCAACGCCAACAAAAUGGUAUCAAAAAGCAAUAAAAAGAAACAAGUGUCUCAACAGCAACAGCAGCAGCAGCAGCAGCAGCAACUGCCGCCAGCAACAUCAACCACAACAACAUCGUCAACGGCCUCGGCUACCAAAUUAACCAAAAAACUUGGACCCGAUGCUCAGGCCACACUGACAACAAACACGAGCUCCACCUCAAUGGAGCAUGAAUCGGUGUCGUAUGGCGGUGGGAUCACAUCUCUGCCAUCAACUUCACAGGCAGCGGCUGGCAUUAGUAGCUAUAGCACUAAGGCUGCCAAAUCAUCCUCCUCCACACAAUCACAAUCCUACACAGCGCAAUCUCAGUAUAGCAGCAGCAGCAGCUCAAAGAUCUCCCGAGAUUACUCGAAUGAGAAAAUAAUAUCGUCCGUUGAUUUGCUUGAAAGUGAAAAAAAGGAACCUGUAUUCUCGGUACCCAUCGAAGUGGUAGAGAUCACUGGUGGUUUGUCCAGCAGUGGAAAUGUGUCAAAAUCCUUUCAAUCCACCUCCUCAUCGCAGCAGCGGGAGCAACAGGCAACGAGCAGCACCAGUUACUUUGAGUCCACAACCAGUUCUAGUCGGAGUGCCAACGAAACGCUCAUUGCAAGCGAGAGAGUCGCCACCGCCACCAACGCUGCUGCUGCUGCUAUUACCGGUAUGACAUCAUCGAGCAGCAAACAGGUUGGCUUCGACUUUGACUCCAACACAAAUACAAACACAAUCACCAGCAGCAGCGACGUCAACGCCAGCAGCGGCGUUAUUAAUUUGAGAGAAUCUCGAAGCGUGCCAAAGACAGAAAUUUCUACUGUGGGUGUCAAUGGUGCGUCAUCAACCUCAACAUCGGCAACAACAACAAAAAGAACAGCUGAAACGGCAGCAACAACUGUGACGUCGUCAUCGUCGCGCGAAAGACAACCGGUUGCCACUCUGUCUGGGUCGUCGGCCACAACAAAGGCAACGUCACAAACAGCUGUUAGUAGUGAUAAAACAUCAUCAUCAUCGCUAUCCACUUCCUUGGCAAAGAACUCCAAGACCAGUCAGGAGGCCACCGAAAGCACAACUCAUAGAAGCAGCAGCAGCAGUAAACAAUUAAAAUCUAGCUCCAAGAAGGAAGUCUACGAUGUGAAAACGAAAACUUGGAGCGAGUUUAGCGAUGGCUCCACCCAAAUUGCAAACAAAAAGCAACCGACCUUUGAACGCUACGUCAGCAAGGAAUCGGAUGGUAGCUAUAAGGUCACAUAUAAGAAGAAGAUAUACGACAAACGCAACAAUAGAUGGCGUGUGGUGGAUGAACGGACUUGUGAUAGUACCCAUGAUUUGGGCUAUCCCGAAAUAGUAGAUGAUGUCAUAAAUACAACAACAACAACAUAUACAACCAAGGUGUACGACACAAAGCUUGGCAAAUGGACUGUAGUGGAUGAAAAAUCGUUCACUGAUACGAAAGCUUUUGUGCCCAAUGACAUUGCUCGUGAAAUCGAGAAAGAUAAUACCGAUGUGGCAAACAUAACAACUACCACGGAGGUGACUAAGAUUUUCGAUGCUAGCAUUAAUGAUUGGCGUGUCCUAGACGAAAAGGUGCACACGGAUGUUAUUGAAAAAAUUGUCGAGACUCCCAAAAAGACAAUAUAUGUGGAUGAAUUUGUGGAAAUUGAGAAGAAUACAUCAAUAUCCGAAAAUAAUGAAAAUAUCACACUGAAUCUAAACGAGACAUCGAAACACAAAAAUAUUACCGAAAAUAUUUAUGAUGAGAUCGAUUAUGUGCGAACUGAUAAGCAACGCUUAGACGAUUCAAGAAACCGUGGAGUCGCCAAAAAUAAGACAUCGACACAUAGUGAAAGGUGUAUCUGUGAAAUCUGCACUUGCGGACGUCAUCAUUGCUCCACCAGCACAACAAAAAACACAGAAAAAGUCUUUGUGGAAACAGAUGAUACAAUUGGCGAAACAUACACAAGAAUUCGCACUAACACUUGGUCGAAGAAAGAUUUGAAAAAAGACAAAAACAUUCCGACAAACGAAGAGAUUCUAGUGGACUAUAUUGUCAUCAAGAAACCGGAGGAUAAUUUAAAAACAGAAGGCGAAUUUUUAGUACCAGAAAAGGAACCGUAUAAACCAUCUGAGAGGCGGGAGAAAAUUGUACAUGCUGACAACUUACGUACAGAAGGAGAAAUGACGUUUGUUGAAAAGGAAGAAUACCAAUACACUACACGUCCUGGUUAUGUGAAGCCAACGGAUAAUCUGAAACCGGAAGGAGAAUUUUAUAGUCCAGAAAAGCCAAAAUAUCAGCCGGGAGAUCGUCCAACUCAAGUUCGACAUCAAGAUAACUUGAAACCCGAAGGAGAAUUUUACACUCCAGAGAAAACUGGAUUUAGGCCAGCUGAAAGACCAGUUCAAAAAAGGCCAGUGGAUAAUCUAAGACCUGAAGGCGAAUUUGUGACUCCAGAGAAACAUGUUUUUAAACCAGCAGAAAAAACCGAAAGGGUAAUCAGAAAGGAUAACCUACGCACUGAAGGUGAAAUGAUUUUCAUCGAAAGAGAAGAAUACGAAUAUGUAGUGCGACCUGAACAAGUGAAGCCAACGGAUAACUUAAAACCGGAAGGCGAAUUUUACAGCCCAGAGAAACCAAAAUAUAAACCAGGCGAAAGGCCUUCCCAAGUGAGGCACCAGGAUAAUCUGCGGCCCGAAGGAGAAUUUUACGCUCCACACAAACCAGGCUUUCAACCAGCCGAUCGUCCUGUGCAAAAGAAGCCAGAGGAUAAUUUAAGGCCUGAAGGUGAAUUCUAUAGCCCGGAAAAACCGAAAUACAAACCAGGUGAAAGACCUUCCCAAGUCAGGCAUGAAGAUAAUCUUCGACCCGAAGGGGAGUUCUACACUCCGGAAAAACCAGGAUUUAGGCCAGCUGAGAGACCACUUCAAAAAAGACCAGUGGAUAAUCUAAGACCUGAAGGCGAAUUUGUGACUCCCGAGAAACAAGUUUUUAAACCAGCAGAAAAAACCGAAAGGGUAAUCAGAAAGGAUAACUUACGCACUGAAGGUGAAAUGACUUUCAUUGAAAAGGAAGAAUACCAAUAUGUAGUGCGUCCAGAACAAGUGAAGCCAACGGAUAACUUGAGACCCGAAGGCGAAUUCUACAGCCCCGAGAAGCCAAAAUAUAAGCCAGGCGAAAGGCCUUCUCAAGUCAGGCACGAAGAUAAUUUGCGGCCCGAAGGAGAAUUUUACGCUCCAGAGAAACCUGGUUUCAAACCUGCUGAGCGUCCUGUCCAGAAGAAGCCAGAAGAUAAUUUGAGACCCGAGGGUGAAUUCUACAGCCCUGAGAAACCAAAAUAUAAGCCAGGAGAGAGACCAUCUCAAGUUAGACCAGAGGACAAUCUCAGACCGGAGGGCGAAUUUUACACUCCGGAAAAACCAGGAUUUAGGCCAGCUGAGAGACCACUUCAAAAAAGACCAGUUGAUAAUCUAAGACCUGAAGGCGAAUUUGUGACUCCCGAGAAACAAGUUUUUAAACCAGCAGAAAAAACCGAAAGGGUAAUCAGAAAGGAUAACUUACGCACUGAAGGUGAAAUGACUUUCAUUGAAAAGGAAGAAUACCAAUAUGUAGUGCGUCCAGAACAAGUGAAGCCAACGGAUAACUUGAGACCCGAAGGCGAAUUCUACAGCCCAGAGAAGCCAAAAUAUAAGGCAGGCGAAAGGCCUUCUCAAGUCAGGCACGAAGAUAAUUUGCGGCCCGAAGGAGAAUUUUACGCUCCAGAGAAACAUGGAUUCAAACCUGCUGAGCGUCCUGUUCAGAAGAAGCCAGAAGAUAAUUUGAAACCCGAGGGUGAAUUCUACAGCCCUGAGAAACCGAAAUAUAAGCCAGGAGAGAGACCAUCUCAAGUUAGACCAGAGGAUAAUCUGCGUCCUGAGGGAGAAUUUUACACUCCAGAAAAACCUGGUUUUAAACCUGCUGAGCGUCCUGUCCAGAAGAAGCCAGAAGACAACUUAAGGCCAGAGGGUGAAUUCUACAGCCCAGAGAAACCGAAAUACAAGCCAGGGGAGAGACCAUCUCAAGUGCGACCAGAGGAUAAUCUGCGUCCUGAGGGAGAAUUUUACACUCCAGAAAAACCUGGUUUCAAACCGGCUGAGCGUCCUGUCCAAAAGAAGCCAGAAGAUAAUUUGAGACCAGAGGGUGAAUUCUACAGCCCAGAAAAACCGAAAUACAAGCCAGGGGAGAGACCAUCUCAAGUUAGGCCAGAGGAUAAUCUCAGACCGGAGGGCGAAUUUUACACUCCAGAAAAACCUGGUUUCAAACCUGCGGAGCGUCCUGUCCAGAAGAAGCCGGAAGAUAACUUGAGACCAGAGGGUGAAUUCUACAGCCCAGAGAAACCGAAAUACAAGCCAGGGGAGAGACCAUCUCAAGUGCGACCAGAGGAUAAUCUGCGUCCUGAGGGAGAAUUUUACACUCCAGAAAAACCUUGUUUCAAACCGGCUGAGCGUCCUGUCCAAAAGAAGCCAGAUGAUAAUUUGAGACCAGAGGGUGAAUUCUACAGCCCAGAAAAACCGAAAUACAAGCCAGGGGAGAGACCAUCUCAAGUUAGGCCAGAGGAUAAUCUCAGACCAGAGGGAGAAUUCUACACACCAGAGAAACCUGGAUUUAGGCCAGCUGAAAGACCUGUUCAAAAGAAACCAGUGGAUAAUCUAAAACCUGAGGGUGAAUUUGUGACUCCCGAGAAACAAGUUUUCAGACCAGCGGAAAAAACGGAGAAAAUUAUCAGGCAGGAUAACCUCCGCACUGAAGGUGAAAUGACUUUCAUUGAAAAGGAAGAAUACCAAUAUGUAGUGCGUCCAGAACAAGUGAAGCCAACGGAUAACUUGAGGCCGGAGGGCGAAUUCUACAGCCCUGAGAAACCAAAAUAUAAGCCAGGAGAGAGACCAUCUCAAGUUAGGCCAGAGGAUAAUCUGCGUCCUGAGGGAGAAUUUUACACUCCAGAGAAACCUGGUUUUAAACCUGCUGAGCGUCCUGUCCAGAAGAAGCCAGAAGAUAAUUUGAGACCCGAGGGUGAAUUCUACAGCCCUGAGAAACCAAAAUAUAAGCCAGGAGAGAGACCAUCUCAAGUUAGACCAGAGGACAAUCUCAGACCGGAGGGCGAAUUUUACACUCCGGAAAAACCAGGAUUUAGGCCAGCUGAGAGACCACUUCAAAAAAGACCAGUUGAUAAUCUAAGACCUGAAGGCGAAUUUGUGACUCCCGAGAAACAAGUUUUUAAACCAGCAGAAAAAACCGAAAGGGUAAUCAGAAAGGAUAACUUACGCACUGAAGGUGAAAUGACUUUCAUUGAAAAGGAAGAAUACCAAUAUGUAGUGCGUCCAGAACAAGUGAAGCCAACGGAUAACUUGAGACCCGAAGGCGAAUUCUACAGCCCCGAGAAGCCAAAAUAUAAGCCAGGCGAAAGGCCUUCUCAAGUCAGGCACGAAGAUAAUUUGCGGCCCGAAGGAGAAUUUUACGCUCCAGAGAAACCUGGUUUCAAACCUGCUGAGCGUCCUGUCCAGAAGAAGCCAGAAGAUAAUUUGAGACCCGAGGGUGAAUUCUACAGCCCUGAGAAACCGAAAUAUAAGCCAGGAGAGAGACCAUCUCAAGUUAGACCAGAGGACAAUCUCAGACCGGAGGGCGAAUUCUACACUCCGGAAAAACCAGGAUUUAGGCCAGCUGAGAGACCACUUCAAAAAAGACCAGUGGAUAAUCUAAGACCUGAAGGCGAAUUUGUGACUCCCGAGAAACAAGUUUUUAAACCAGCAGAAAAAACCGAAAGGGUAAUCAGAAAGGAUAACUUACGCACUGAAGGUGAAAUGACUUUCAUUGAAAGAGAAGAAUACCAAUAUGUAGUGCGACCUGAACAAGUGAAGCCAACUGAUAAUUUGAGACCCGAAGGCGAAUUCUACAGCCCAGAGAAGCCAAAAUAUAAGGCAGGCGAAAGGCCUUCUCAAGUCAGGCACGAAGAUAAUUUGCGGCCCGAAGGAGAAUUUUACGCUCCAGAGAAACCUGGAUUCAAACCUGCUGAGCGUCCUGUUCAGAAGAAGCCAGAAGAUAAUUUGAAACCCGAGGGUGAAUUCUACAGCCCUGAGAAACCGAAAUAUAAGCCAGGAGAGAGACCAUCUCAAGUUAGACCAGAGGAUAAUCUGCGUCCUGAGGGAGAAUUUUACACUCCAGAAAAACCUGGUUUUAAACCUGCUGAGCGUCCUGUCCAGAAGAAGCCAGAAGACAACUUAAGGCCAGAGGGUGAAUUCUACAGCCCAGAGAAACCGAAAUACAAGCCAGGGGAGAGACCAUCUCAAGUGCGACCAGAGGAUAAUCUGCGUCCUGAGGGAGAAUUUUACACUCCAGAAAAACCUGGUUUCAAACCGGCUGAGCGUCCUGUCCAAAAGAAGCCAGAAGAUAAUUUGAGACCAGAGGGUGAAUUCUACAGCCCAGAAAAACCGAAAUACAAGCCAGGGGAGAGACCAUCUCAAGUUAGGCCAGAGGAUAAUCUCAGACCGGAGGGCGAAUUUUACACUCCAGAAAAACCUGGUUUCAAACCUGCGGAGCGUCCUGUCCAGAAGAAGCCGGAAGAUAACUUGAGACCAGAGGGUGAAUUCUACAGCCCAGAGAAACCGAAAUACAAGCCAGGGGAGAGACCAUCUCAAGUGCGACCAGAGGAUAAUCUGCGUCCUGAGGGAGAAUUUUACACUCCAGAAAAACCUUGUUUCAAACCGGCUGAGCGUCCUGUCCAAAAGAAGCCAGAUGAUAAUUUGAGACCAGAGGGUGAAUUCUACAGCCCAGAAAAACCGAAAUACAAGCCAGGGGAGAGACCAUCUCAAGUUAGGCCAGAGGAUAAUCUCAGACCAGAGGGAGAAUUCUACACACCAGAGAAACCUGGAUUUAGGCCAGCUGAAAGACCUGUUCAAAAGAAACCAGUGGAUAAUCUAAAACCUGAGGGUGAAUUUGUGACUCCCGAGAAACAAGUUUUCAGACCAGCGGAAAAAACGGAGAAAAUUAUCAGGCAGGAUAACCUCCGCACUGAAGGUGAAAUGACUUUCAUUGAAAAGGAAGAAUACCAAUAUGUAGUGCGUCCAGAACAAGUGAAGCCAACGGAUAACUUGAGGCCGGAGGGCGAAUUCUACAGCCCUGAGAAACCAAAAUAUAAGCCAGGAGAGAGACCAUCUCAAGUUAGGCCAGAGGAUAAUCUGCGUCCUGAGGGAGAAUUUUACACUCCAGAGAAACCUGGUUUUAAACCUGCUGAGCGUCCUGUCCAGAAGAAGCCAGAAGACAACUUAAGGCCAGAGGGUGAAUUCUACAGCCCAGAGAAACCGAAAUACAAGCCAGGGGAGAGACCAUCUCAAGUUAGACCAGAGGAUAAUCUGCGUCCUGAGGGAGAAUUUUACACUCCAGAAAAACCUGGUUUUAAACCUGCUGAGCGUCCUGUCCAGAAAAAGCCAGAAGACAACUUAAGGCCAGAGGGUGAAUUCUACAGCCCAGAGAAACCGAAAUACAAGCCAGGGGAGAGACCAUCUCAAGUUAGGCCAGAGGAUAAUCUCAGACCAGAGGGAGAAUUCUACACACCAGAGAAACCUGGAUUUAGGCCAGCUGAAAGACCUGUUCAAAAGAAACCAGUGGACAAUCUAAAACCUGAGGGUGAAUUUGUGACUCCCGAGAAACAAGUUUUCAGACCAGCGGAAAAAACGGAGAAAAUUAUCAGGCAGGAUAACCUUCGCACUGAAGGUGAAAUGACUUUCAUUGAAAAGGAAGAAUACCAAUAUGUAGUGCGUCCAGAACAAGUGAAGCCAACGGAUAACUUGAGGCCAGAGGGCGAAUUCUACAGCCCUGAGAAACCAAAAUAUAAGCCAGGAGAGAGACCAUCUCAAGUUAGGCCAGAGGAUAAUCUGCGUCCUGAGGGAGAAUUUUACACUCCAGAGAAACCUGGUUUUAAACCUGCUGAGCGUCCUGUCCAGAAGAAGCCAGAAGACAACUUAAGGCCAGAGGGUGAAUUCUACAGCCCUGAGAAACCGAAAUACAAGCCAGGGGAGAGACCAUCUCAAGUGAGACCAGAGGAUAAUCUGCGUCCUGAGGGAGCAUUUUACACUCCAGAAAAACCUGGUUUCAAACCUGCAGAGCGUCCUGUCCAGAAGAAGCCGGAAGAUAACUUGAGACCAGAGGGUGAAUUCUACAGCCCAGAGAAACCGAAAUACAAGCCAGGGGAGAGACCAUCUCAAGUUAGACCAGAGGAUAAUCUCAGACCAGAGGGAGAAUUCUACACACCAGAGAAACCUGGAUUUAGGCCAGCUGAAAGACCUGUUCAAAAGAAACCGGUGGACAAUCUAAAACCUGAGGGUGAAUUUGUGACUCCCGAGAAACAAGUUUUCAGACCAGCGGAAAAAACGGAGAAAAUUAUCAGGCAGGAUAACCUCCGCACUGAAGGUGAAAUGACUUUCAUUGAAAGGGAAGAAUACCAAUAUGUAGUGCGUCCAGAACAAGUGAAGCCAACGGAUAACUUGAGGCCAGAGGGCGAAUUCUACAGCCCUGAGAAACCAAAAUAUAAGCCAGGAGAGAGACCAUCUCAAGUUAGGCCAGAGGAUAAUCUGCGUCCUGAGGGAGAAUUUUACACUCCAGAGAAACCUGGUUUUAAACCUGCUGAGCGUCCUGUCCAGAAGAAGCCAGAAGACAACUUAAGGCCAGAGGGUGAAUUCUACAGCCCUGAGAAACCGAAAUACAAGCCAGGGGAGAGACCAUCUCAAGUGAGACCAGAGGAUAAUCUGCGUCCUGAGGGAGAAUUUUACACUCCAGAGAAACCUGGUUUUAAACCUGCUGAGCGUCCUGUCCAGAAGAAGCCAGAAGACAACUUAAGGCCAGAGGGUGAAUUCUACAGCCCUGAGAAACCGAAAUACAAGCCAGGGGAGAGACCAUCUCAAGUCAGACCAGAGGAUAAUCUGCGUCCUGAGGGAGAAUUUUACACUCCAGAGAAACCUGGUUUCAAACCUGCAGAGCGUCCUGUCCAGAAGAAGCCGGAAGAUAACUUGAGACCAGAGGGUGAAUUCUACAGCCCAGAGAAACCGAAAUACAAGCCAGGGGAGAGACCAUCUCAAGUUAGGCCAGAGGAUAAUCUCAGACCGGAGGGCGAAUUUUACACUCCAGAAAAACCUGGUUUCAAACCUGCGGAGCGUCCUGUCCAGAAGAAGCCGGAAGAUAACUUGAGACCAGAGGGUGAAUUCUACAGCCCAGAGAAACCGAAAUACAAGCCAGGGGAGAGACCAUCUCAAGUGCGACCAGAGGAUAAUCUGCGUCCUGAGGGAGAAUUUUACACUCCAGAAAAACCUUGUUUCAAACCGGCUGAGCGUCCUGUCCAAAAGAAGCCAGAUGAUAAUUUGAGACCAGAGGGUGAAUUCUACAGCCCAGAAAAACCGAAAUACAAGCCAGGGGAGAGACCAUCUCAAGUUAGGCCAGAGGAUAAUCUCAGACCAGAGGGAGAAUUCUACACACCAGAGAAACCUGGAUUUAGGCCAGCUGAAAGACCUGUUCAAAAGAAACCAGUGGAUAAUCUAAAACCUGAGGGUGAAUUUGUGACUCCCGAGAAACAAGUUUUCAGACCAGCGGAAAAAACGGAGAAAAUUAUCAGGCAGGAUAACCUUCGCACUGAAGGUGAAAUGACUUUCAUUGAAAAGGAAGAAUACCAAUAUGUAGUGCGUCCAGAACAAGUGAAGCCAACGGAUAACUUGAGGCCAGAGGGCGAAUUCUACAGCCCUGAGAAACCAAAAUACAAGCCAGGGGAGAGACCAUCUCAAGUUAGACCAGAGGAUAAUCUGCGUCCUGAGGGAGAAUUUUACACUCCAGAAAAACCUGGUUUCAAACCUGCUGAGCGUCCUGUCCAGAAGAAGCCAGAAGACAACUUAAGGCCAGAGGGUGAAUUCUACAGCCCUGAGAAACCGAAAUACAAGCCAGGAGAGAGACCAUCUCAAGUUAGACCAGAGGACAAUCUUAGACCGGAGGGCGAAUUCUACACUCCGGAAAAACCAGGAUUUAGGCCAGCUGAGAGACCACUUCAAAAAAGACCAGUGGAUAAUCUAAGACCUGAAGGCGAAUUUGUGACUCCCGAGAAACAAGUUUUUAAACCAGCAGAAAAAACCGAAAGGGUAAUCAGAAAGGAUAACUUACGCACUGAAGGUGAAAUGACUUUCAUUGAAAAGGAAGAAUACCAAUAUGUAGUGCGUCCAGAACAAGUGAAGCCAACGGAUAACUUGAGGCCAGAGGGUGAAUUCUACAGCCCGGAGAAACCGAAAUACAAGCCAGGGGAGAGACCAUCUCAAGUUAGGCCAGAGGAUAAUCUGCGUCCUGAGGGAGAAUUUUACACACCUGAGAAACCUGGAUUUAGGCCAGCUGAAAGACCUGUUCAAAAGAAACCAUUGGACAAUCUAAAACCUGAGGGUGAAUUUGUGACUCCCGAGAAACAAGUUUUCAGACCAGUGGAAAAAACGGAGAAAAUUAUCAGGCAGGAUAACCUCCGCACUGAAGGUGAAAUGACUUUCAUUGAAAAGGAAGAAUACCAAUAUGUAGUGCGUCCAGAACAAGUGAAGCCAACGGAUAACUUGAGGCCAGAGGGCGAAUUCUACAGCCCUGAGAAACCAAAAUAUAAGCCAGGAGAGAGACCAUCUCAAGUUAGGCCAGAGGAUAAUCUGCGUCCUGAGGGAGAAUUUUACACUCCAGAGAAACCUGGUUUUAAACCUGCUGAGCGUCCUGUCCAGAAGAAGCCAGAAGACAACUUAAGGCCAAAGGGUGAAUUCUACAGCCCUGAGAAACCGAAAUACAAGCCAGGGGAGAGACCAUCUCAAGUGAGACCAGAGGAUAAUCUGCGUCCUGAGGGAGAAUUUUACACUCCAGAAAAACCUGGUUUUAAACCUGCUGAGCGUCCUGUCCAGAAGAAACCAGAAGACAACUUAAGGCCAGAGGGUGAAUUCUACAGCCCUGAGAAACCGAAAUACAAGCCAGGGGAGAGACCAUCUCAAGUGAGACCAGAGGAUAAUCUGCGUCCUGAGGGAGAAUUUUACACUCCAGAGAAACCUGGAUUCAAACCUGCUGAGCGUCCUGUUCAGAAGAAGCCAGAAGAUAAUUUGAGACCCGAGGGUGAAUUCUACAGCCCUGAGAAACCGAAAUAUAAGCCAGGAGAGAGACCAUCUCAAGUUAGACCAGAGGACAAUCUUAGACCGGAGGGCGAAUUCUACACUCCGGAAAAACCAGGAUUUAGGCCAGCUGAGAGACCACUUCAAAAAAGACCAGUGGAUAAUCUAAGACCUGAAGGCGAAUUUGUGACUCCCGAGAAACAAGUUUUUAAACCAGCAGAAAAAACCGAAAGGGUAAUCAGAAAGGAUAACUUACGCACUGAAGGUGAAAUGACUUUCAUUGAAAAGGAAGAAUACCAAUAUGUAGUGCGUCCAGAACAAGUGAAGCCAACGGAUAACUUGAGGCCAGAGGGUGAAUUCUACAGCCCAGAGAAACCGAAAUACAAGCCAGGGGAGAGACCAUCUCAAGUUAGGCCAGAGGAUAAUCUGCGUCCUGAGGGAGAAUUUUACACACCUGAGAAACCUGGAUUUAGGCCAGCUGAAAGACCUGUUCAAAAGAAACCAUUGGACAAUCUAAAACCUGAGGGUGAAUUUGUGACUCCCGAGAAACAAGUUUUCAGACCAGCGGAAAAAACGGAGAAAAUUAUCAGGCAGGAUAACCUUCGCACUGAAGGUGAAAUGACUUUCAUUGAAAAGGAAGAAUACCAAUAUGUAGUGCGUCCUGGACAAGUGAAGCCAACGGAUAACUUGAAACCGGAAGGCGAAUUCUACAGCCCAUCGAAACCAAAAUAUAAGCCAGGAGAGAGACCAUCCCAAGUUAGACCAGAGGAUAAUCUCAGACCAGAGGGAGAAUUCUACACUCCAGAGAAACCAAAAUAUAAACCAGGCGAAAGGCCUUCCCAAGUUAGGCACGAGGAUAAUCUGCGGCCCGAAGGAGAAUUUUUCGCUCCACACAAACCAGGCUUUCAACCUGCCGAUCGUCCUGUACAAAAGAAGCCAGAAGAUAAUUUGAGGCCUGAAGGUGAAUUCUACAGCCCGGAAAAACCGAAAUACAAUCCAGGUGAAAGACCGUCUCAAGUCAGGCAUGAAGAUAAUCUUCGACCCGAAGGGGAGUUCUACACUCCAGAGAAACUUGGAUUUAGGCCUGCUGAGAGACCAGUUCAAAAGAAGCCAGUGGACAAUCUUAAGCCUGAGGGUGAAUUUGUGAGUCCCGAGAAACAAGUUUUUAAACCAGCAGAAAAGACGGAGAAAAUUAUCAGGCAGGAUAACCUUCGCACUGAAGGUGAAAUGACAUUUACUGUAAAAGAGGAAUAUCAGUAUGUAAAGAGACCACAGCAAGUAAAACCUAGUGAUAAUCUGAAACCAGAAGGUUCGUUUUGCACUCUUGAAAAACCAAAAUAUCAGCCUGGUGAGCGUGUGACUGUUGUGAAACACAAAGAUAACUUAAAAGUUGAAGGUGAGUUCUACACACCUGAGAAAACAAGCUACAAGCCAGGAGAAAGACCAACGCAAAAGAAACCUCAAGACAAUUUAAAACCAGAGGGACAAAUGUCUAUUCCAGAAAAAACAAAGUUUAAGCCGGGUGACAGGGUGAAAACUGUUAUUCGUAAAGAUAACUUGAAAACCGAAGGAGAAAUGACUUUCACCCAAAAGGAAGAGUAUCAUCAUGUUAAGAGACCUGACCAGGUCAAACCGAUCGAUAAUCUCAAAGUCGAGGGCGAAUUCUUCAAGCCUGAUAAAACAUCAUAUAAGCCUGCUGAGCGACCAAUACAGAAGAAACCGAAAGACAAUCUGAAGCCAGAGGGAGAGUUUUAUAGGACUACUGAAAAGACCGAAACGGAUAGCACUGUGUUACGUGAAACAACCCGAAGAGAAACACCAAAACGCCCUGUGGAUAACUUAAAAUUAGAAGGCUCUAUGACAGUGACCAGAAAAGAAGAUUAUAAAUCUUCGACUGCAGUUGAUAAAGUUCAACGUACCCAAAAGUAUAAACAUAAUAGUUCAUCGAUCACUUUGGGAAGUGAUACCACAAUUCUAAAGACAACGAAUCAAAUGAACUAUGUCUCUGGAAAGGAUGCGAUCAAACAAGUCGACUCAAAUAGCCAGAAUCCCGUUGAUGGUCUAAUUGUAGUUUCAACUAAGAAGGUAACUACGGUAGUAGGAGGUCGCCACAAGAAGGAGCCCGAGACGGAAUAUGUACGAAGACCAGCAAAGAUAAAUGUCAUCGAAAAUGUGGCAAAGAACACAACAACGACAAAUAUUGAAAAGAAUCAAAGUGUUCACAAAGAAACAACAUCGAUGCAAAAAACUCACAACAUUAUUGAAAAUACUGCAGUCAAUACAGAACAAAUAACAGGAUCAGAAUCGUCUACUAGAGCUCUUCACACUAGCACUAACAAUGUGACCAAUGGCUCGACAAAUCGAGUGUCAACCGGAAGAACAGUCACCGGCAACAUCACUAAUUCUUCGUCUCAACGUAUUAUUUCCGAAAAUCAAUCUAACAAUAAUUUGGCUAGUAACACGACUACAACUCGUGCAGUUUCUGGAAGUAACAUAGGAAUAGGCAGCUCAACAACACAAGUCGGCUCAUCCAAGCAUUUCCAUCAUCGCAAGAGUGAGCUAUCUUCGGAAGCCGAUUUCUCAAACUCAGUAUUUCAUCGCAAGAACAUUUCAACCGAGUCGAAUGCGAUAAACAGUAGUAGUCUAUCAUCCAAUGGUAAAAUGCAUCGCAAGAGUAUUUUAAAUCUUCACGAGCAGCCCGCAAGUACUACGAUUCAUGGAGGUGAUCGUCAGAGUUACAGCAGCAUACAUCGACAGAAUCGGGAAACCGAUAGCUUUUCAACUGAACGUCGUACUUGUAGUGUGCACAAGGAGAACGCUAAGAAUACUUCUUCAUCCAUGUCUCGCAUUAUUUCUGGUGGCGGAAACGAUAGUAAAUCCAAUACUGAACGUUCGACCAUAACAAGAAGUCAUGUUUCGGGCGGUGGAAUUGAUUUUUCAUCUGCAUCGCAUCAUCAUGGUCAAGGAGGAACUCGCAAUCGUAGUAGCCAUCAUCAUCAUGUCUCCAGCAGCAGUGUAGAUUUUCCCUCCUACAACGUUCACGGGCAUACCGAACGUAUAACUACCACUCGACGUGGAAAUCAAUCCUCCAUUAGUUUGGGCAAUGAUAAAUUCACCGGCUCCAGUCUCUAUAAAAGCGAAUACAUCACUGCCCCAAGCACAUCGUGUGCCGUGCAUAAGAUCAAACAAGGUGCAUUCCAACAUACCAGAAGUACUCAAGAUCAUAAGUUCUUCAAGACUUCAAAUUAAAUAACAGUCCAAGAAAACUGAAAACAUAUCUUUUGCCUCCACUAAUACAUAUCCCAUUUCCAUGACAAUACUUUAUAUAUUUUAUACGAAAACAUAAUAUUAACAAAUAAAGAAA